This is a messenger RNA of Trichomonas vaginalis G3, 825 nucleotides long. Its product is annotated as ubiquitin carboxyl-terminal hydrolase FAM188A-like family. Gene Ontology annotation, molecular function: cysteine-type deubiquitinase activity; K48-linked deubiquitinase activity. Gene Ontology annotation, biological process: protein K48-linked deubiquitination. The coding region runs from base 1 to 825 and encodes 274 amino acids. The transcript has a single exon. NCBI's taxonomy places the organism in Eukaryota, Parabasalia, Trichomonadida, Trichomonadidae. The record is from RefSeq and is a predicted model, not a curated record.
AUGGAGGAUUUUCAAGUUAAUGAUCCUGUUUACAGUAAAAUCAUGGGUUUCGUUAUUGAUGGCAAAGUCCCAGAGUCAUGGAGACAGCCAUUUUAUUUCAAACCAAAUUCAAACAGCUUAGUUCAAAAUAAAUCAGGUCCAUGUGGCCUCUUUGCUGCCCUCCAGGCGCAUAUCAUUAAAAAGCAAACUGAGUGCCCAGGAUACACUAAUCAGCAAUUAUUAUGGGAAUCGAUGUUAGAAAUUAUGAGAAAAGUUAGAGGAACAUACUUAUUCUGCACAUACAUUGACCAACAAAGCCAUCGCAUUGCAUGGAAAGCUACAGCGGAUCUUAGAACAGCUCAGACAUUUUUAGGUCAGAGUCGUUGGACAGAUGAUCCGCAAGCAACACUUCUCUUUGUAGUUUCCAUUGUAAUAUUAGUUGGUCCUGUAUGGCUUCGAUACUUUUCAAUUCCAGAUCAUGUUAUUGAUGAAGCUGGAUAUACAAACCUUACAUUUGUUUUAUUACUAAUUACAGGAGAAGUGUUAGACUCUUAUAUUGAUAAUAAUGGUUCGGUUGGUGGUAUGGCUUCAAAAGGAACCACUGUACAACCCGAAUUUGGAUUAUUAUCUAAUGCAGAAUGCGUUCAAUACCAAAAAAUCGGCCAUUUCUUAACGCAUCCUCAUCAAAAUAUUUGGGUUGCUUAUUAUGGAGCCCACUUUACAGUCAUGAUCGCUGGUCCUUCUGGAUUCUUUGAAUUCGAUUCACUUUCGAAGUAUCCAUGGGUUCCAUUCACACCAAAGCAUCCUUUCACUGAGCUCCUUAAUAAUGCCUAUCGUGGAAAUUAA